AUGUUGAACAAUCCAAAUGCACUUUAUGUGCAAUCUAGUGUAGGGGUGUAUCCAUUGCAGAAUAUAACAACUGACAUAUGUGAUGCAGUUGUAAAAACAUCACAUCGCAUGGAUGAAAAUUUGGUCACAAUUGUUCCCAUUCCUGAUGCAAUGAGUAUAGAAGACGGCAGAGUGUUUUGCAAUAAGGAUGUUUUGAAAUUGAGCAUGUCUUUUUUUGCCAUACAGAAUAUGUUUGAAUACGUGGUAGUUCGAUCGGAUAAGAAGGAGUAUCUAGUCAAGUGCUCACAUGAUGACUGCAGCUGGAUAUGUAGGUCUUCAAGGUUGGGAAAAACAGAGAUUUUCAAAAUUCAAAAGCUAACUGAUGGUCACACAUGUGCUUCAAACAUAGUCCUAGGAGCUCACAGGCAAGUCUCAACAUCUGUGGUGUCCUCAUACAUCAAGUAUAAGUAUACAUCAUCGUGUACUAUCUACACUCCGAACGAUAUAUGUAACGACAUGUUGCAUACGUAUGUGGUCACAAUGAAUUAUGUUAAAGCUUGGAGGUCACAAGAAAUAACUUUGAAACUAAUCAGGAGGGAUCCAAUAGAGUCAUUUCGGAAGCUACCAAGCUACUUUUACAUGCUUGAACAAAUAAAUCCUAGAACGGUAAUAAAGUUGAAAGUCGAUGGUCACAACAGAUUCAAGUACUGUUUCAUGACACUUGGUGCAUCGAUUGAGGAAUGGGUCCACUGUAAGCCUGUAAUAGUUGUGGACGGCACGUACCUGAAUGGAGGUACUCUAUUUACAGCUUGUACACAUGAUGCUAAUAACAACAUCUUUGUACUUACAUUCGGUGUUGGGGAUAACGAAAAUGAUGCAUCUUGGACAUGGUUUUUAGAAAACCUUAGGAGUACUUAUGGUAAUAGGGAAGGACUUUGUUUUGUAUCAGAUAGGCAUAACAGUAUAAAGAAUGCAGUCGAAUGA
Messenger RNA from Olea europaea var. sylvestris, 963 nucleotides. RefSeq lists its product as uncharacterized. NCBI's taxonomy places the organism in Eukaryota, Viridiplantae, Streptophyta, Magnoliopsida, Lamiales, Oleaceae. The coding region runs from base 1 to 963 and encodes 320 amino acids. The transcript has a single exon. The record is from RefSeq and is a predicted model, not a curated record.